UCAAGAAGAAAAAGAAAACAACAAUUCAGGUGGGUUUAAAGAUUUUGAAAAAAUUUUUGAAUCAAUGAAAGAAGAAAAUAAAUGGAGAUUAAGAUCGGGAAGGACAGUAGAAAAUGUUUGUUUUAAAUCCAGACUGGAAUUUAAAAAAGAACAUCUGAUUCAUUCAUUUAUUUUGGACAUAGAAGAUUCUAAAUUAGAUGAAAUUUUUACAAAGGAUGAAUUAGAUGAAAUUAAAUUAUGCAAUUACCAUUACAGUCCACAACUACCUGAAGAGCUAAAAAAUUAUAUCGGAAGAUUUGAUAAAACUACAAUAGCAGAAGUCAGAGAAGAAAUGAAAAAGGCAACAGAUCGUCUUGGAGCUUCAUAUAAUAUCAAGAAGGAUUUCAAAUAUGAUACAAUCAAAUAUUCAAUACAUAGUUUAAUCCAACAAUAUGAAAGGAAUCCAAAUCCUUUCUGUAUGGAAAAUUUGGAAAAUUGGUAUAAUGUUAACAUAUGGGGACCAAUUGUAGACAAAUGUUAUAAUGACAUUGAUUAUAUAAAUGUAGUGAGGGGUGAAUCAUGCAGUGUUGCAAAUUCAAUUCAAAAAAAUCGUGAUCGUGAUCUUUCUUCAAGAAAGGAAUUAGGGAGUCGAGUUGAUUCUAUCAUAAGGACAUGCUAUGGCAAAUCUUCUAUUGUUUUAGAAUGUGGUGGUUCUGAAGUAGCAAAGAACUAUGAAGGAAAGAAAUCUACAAAAUGGCUCUCUGAAGCUGAUUUAAAAUUGCCGAAGGUUCUCAAAGACAUGCUUUUGCUAUUAAACAGUCAUGUUUCUGAUAUGAAAGAAAGAAGGAGACUCGUAACUGUUGGCUACAUCCAUGGGGGUCUUCAACUUAUGUUUAUGACUUUAGAUAAUCCUGCUGGAUAUGUUUUCCAUCUUGUAAAAAGUUCAUUAUACAGUAUUCCUGUUUCCUUCCAAAAUUUUACAGAAGCACUGGAGUUGAUUGCUGCUGUAUGGACAAUGAAGCCUGUGAAAUUUGGUGAUCCAAUGAUAAAAGGAGCUGAUCAAGAAAAUCAAAACACUAAUAUCUCAAAAAAAAGAUCUAUAUCAAAAAAUGAUACUCUGAUUUCAAACAAGAGAAUAAAUAUAAAUGAUUGA
This is a messenger RNA of Entrophospora candida, 1132 nucleotides long. Lineage: Eukaryota; Fungi; Glomeromycota; Glomeromycetes; Entrophosporales; Entrophosporaceae. The record is from the annotation of a GenBank genome assembly.